GUGAACAGCUCAAAUGUGGUGGGAGUGGAGCCCAGGAUGGGAGUUCACGUGAGGGAGGAGGGAGGACUUUUCAUGCAGACCAUCAUAGGAGACCAGCUGCGCACACCUGAAGACAAACCACAGGUGGAAGUUCGCAUCAAUGGCAUCCCCUCUAAGUGCUCAGCAGACUGUGGCUUUGGCUGGAGUGAGGACAAGACCCCCCUGGUCACCGGCAUCUCUCCUGCACAGGGAUCCAGUAGUCUUGGGACGGUCCUGACCAUCAGUGGAACUGGUUUCCUCAGCCAGAACGCCACCGUUUGGAUCGGAACCACCGAGUGCUCUGUUACCCAAGUCACAGAGACGCGGGUGAGGUGCUCGGUUGGCCCCGCCCCUGCUGGCGUUCAUCCCGUCAUGCUGAGCUUCCCCAGCCUCGGCAACGCGCGUUAUCAAGGAAAUCGGAUCUUCAACUUUACCAGCCAACUCACUGUCUCCUCGCUGUCGCCGACCUCAGGCAGCGUAACAGGUGGCUCGGUGCUGACGGUGACAGGCUUCGGGUUUGGUCCGGACACGGAGGUGACGAUCGGAUCGCAGAUGUGUGAGGUGCUGCAAGUGGACCUCAACCAACUCCAGUGCAGAGUUCCUCCAGCAUCAGUCGGCUCCCAGACGGUGACGGUGACAGUGGGAGAGAUGAGCCAGGCGGCAGCAGACACUUACACCUACAGCGACAGCCUCACCGCAACUAUCACCAGCAUCAACCCACCAACCACCACAGUCAGCGGCCACAGGCUUCUGGUGGUGCGGGGCAAGAAAUUUGGCGUUCAGGGCAACGGCAGCAGAGUGUUUGUAGGCCGGAGAGAGUGCCACCUGGUGGACUGGAACGCUACUACCAUCGUCUGUGCCCUGCCGCCACAGGCCCCCGCCACGUAUCACAUCAUGGUGCAACUAGGCAACCUGGGAUACCCCAAAAUUCGUGCCGGAGUGAACACCACCAUAGAGUAUGUGCUGGAGGUGUCGGGGGUCACCCCACGCCAGGGCUCUCUGUACGGGGGAUCCAGACUCACCAUCACCGGCUCUGGCUUCAGCACCAACACCAGCCACAACACAGUCAUGCUAGGCAACAGGAGCUGUGAUGUCAUCGAGGCCUCUGAGCAUCACAUCCAGUGUGAGGUGCAGUCAGGAGCCAAGACACACACCGUCACCAACCAGGGCUCCCACCCAACGUAUGGGGAGGGCUAUGCGUGGAGCCCCCCGGGCGUGAUGGCCUCGGUGGGGGACACGGUGGCGUGGCGCUGGGAGGCUCCAGCCUUCCUCCAGGACGUCGGCUUCCGGGUCUUCAGCGUGUCCAGCCCCAGCAGCACCACACCUGACGGGGGCGCUUUCACCAGCGGAGACGCCAAGACACCCACUGGUGUUUUCCGCUACCAGUUCACCAGGCCUGGUGUGUACUACUACAGCAGUGGCCAUGUGGACAGUGAGGGCCAGAAGAGCCUCCAGGGGGUGGUGACCGUGCGGCCGUUGGAGCAAGGCAACACACAGCUCCACGUCAGCGUGGCCGGAUUCAACGCCCUCAGCAGACCAGCUCCGAGGCGAAAGAGGAGAGAAGCUGACGAGUGUCCUGCUGUGACGUCCAGCUGCCCUGAUGCUUCCUCCAAUGACAUCAGCUUUGACUUCUCCUCCUGUGCCAGUCCUGCCGUGCAUACCAUAUCGCCCUCCAGUGGCCACGCUUAUGACUACAUCCACAUCCAGGGCGAGGGCUUUGGCAGCCAGGCAUGCGCCGUAGAGGUGAUGGUAGGAGACCACCCGUGCCCUGUGGUCAACAGCACCGCCACCGAGAUCUUCUGUCAGCCCCGGCGCGACAGCUGUGCAGAAAUCGGCACCCCGCUCCCUGUCACCGUGCGCAUCAAAGGCCUCGGUACCGCCAUCAACACAGCGCUGAGCGAGCUGGACCGGCGCUUCGUCUUCCUCCCUGUGGUGAACUCCAUCAGCCUGGACGAGGGCAGCUCCACCGGACACACACACCUGACCAUCAGGGGCUCCGGCUUCGCUCCGUGUCUCAACCCUAACGGAGUGGACCUGGCUGUGAGUGUAGCCGGCCUCCCGUGCGAGACGCUCUGGGCGAACUACACCACGGUCAUGUGUCGCACCUCCCCCUCCAGCUCCUCUCCCCGCAGUGGGCCAGUGGUCGUGCACGUGGGCAGCAUCGCAUCCACCUGCCUGGGAGACGACUGCACCUACACCUACCUGGCCUCUCUGGCUCCACAGGUGAACGCCGUCACCCCCAACACCAUCAAUGGCAAACGCACCACCGUGCUCGUCAAAGGCACCGGCUUCGGCACUGACGCCGGUAACGUGUUUGUGUACGCCGGACCGUACGACCUGAACGUUACCACGGUAACCGACUCCACCAUCACCCUCUCUGUGGGCCCCCUCCCCGGUGGAACGCACCCCGUGACAGUCGUCGUGACAACCCGAGGGCUGGCGUUAUCAAGCGGGGUGACGCUGACUAGUGAAGUGGUGGCCGCGUUGAGUCCAGGGGCGGGUAGCACGGCUGGCGGCACCCCUCUGAAGCUGACGGGUAACGGCUUCCUGUUGGGCAACACCAGCGUGAUGGUGGGUGGCGCCCCCUGUAGGAUCCUGGAGGUAAUGCUAGGAGAGGUGCUGUGCCUGACGCCUCCCCACGCUGCUGGGUCGGUGCAGGUGGUGGUUCAAGUGCUGGAGGUGCAGUACCCUCCUCUCACCUUCGAAUACUCGGGGGCGCUCACGCCACAAGUCACCAGCGUCAGCCCUGCGACAGGGGUCUCCCCGCUGGGCUUCCUGACCUGA
This is a messenger RNA of Engraulis encrasicolus (European anchovy), 2802 nucleotides long. RefSeq names its product fibrocystin-L-like. The transcript has 16 exons. The annotation marks the transcript as partial. The record is from RefSeq and is a predicted model, not a curated record. Lineage: Eukaryota; Metazoa; Chordata; Actinopteri; Clupeiformes; Engraulidae.